Molecule: messenger RNA, 3309 nt
Organism: Penaeus monodon (black tiger shrimp)
Lineage: Eukaryota; Metazoa; Arthropoda; Malacostraca; Decapoda; Penaeidae
Product: mucin-2-like
Exons: 8
Coding region: 1-3309 (1102 amino acids)
Source: RefSeq, a predicted model, not a curated record
AUGGAGGAUUAUAAGAAGGAAAAUGGAAGGUUAACGUUGGGUGACCGCGUAUAUGUCAGAGAUCUGAGCAAGGGCCCUCCAACAACCACCGAAUUACAUACAACGGUAACUAAGCUGCCCACCAAGGAAAAAGUAACUACACUGACACCUAAUUCCACUAAACAACCAACGACUACAAUGCAGCCAAAACCACAGAAAACUACAGCAGUUAUAUCAACUACUGAGUUACCAAAAACCACUGAGCAAACAAUCAUAGCAUCAACAAUAACCACUGACCCAUCAACGACAGAAAAUCAACGAACCACACGGUCACCAAAAACCACUGAACAAUUAACAACUAAAGUCUCGCUAACAACCACGGUGUCACCAACAACAAAAGUAGAACCAACCACACAGCCGACAGCAACCACCGCACAACCAAUCACCACGAUGUCACAAACAACUACUGUGUCACCAACGAACUCUCAGCAACCAACAACCACUAAUAAGCAAAUAACUACAGUUUUACAAACUACUGUGUCACCAACUUCUGAGCAACCAACAUCCACUGAUGAGCCAACAACCACAGUUUUACAAACAAUCACUUUAUCUCCAACGACGUCUGAGCAUCCAACAAACACAUUGUCACCAACGACCUCUGAGCAACCAACAUCCAUAAUCUUACAAACAACCACUGUGUCACCAAAAACAUCGGAGCAACCAACAACCACUAAUGAACCAAUAACCACAUAUUUACAAACAACCACUCAACCAACAACCACCAUUGAACCACCAAAUACUAUUUUAGAAACAACCACUUUGUCACCAACGACUUCUGAGCAACCAAAAACAACUGAUGAACCAACAACCACUGAUGAACCAACAACCACUGAUGAACUAACAACCACAAAGUUACAAACCACUGUGUCACUAACGACCUCGGAGCAACCAACAACCACACCAACAACCACUGAUGAACCAGCAACCAGAGUUUUACAAACAACUAUGUCACCAACGACUUCUGAGCAACCAGCAACCACUGAUGAGCCAACAGCCACAGUUAUAGAAGCAACCAAAGUGUCACCAACGACCUCUGGGCAGCCAACGAUCACUGAUGAACCAACAACCACAGUUUUACAAACAACCACAAUGUCACCAACGGCCUCUGAGCAACCAACCAUCACUGAUGAACGAACAACCAUAGUUUUACAGACAACCUCUGUGUCACCAACAACCCUUGAACAAUCAAUAACCUCAUUGUCACCAACCACUGAACGACUAACAACCCAGCUGCCGCUAACCACUGUGUCACUAGCAACAACAAUUCUGCCAGCAACUAGUGUUGAACCAACAACAUCAUCACACACUAACACUGUACAAUCAACAGCAGAUUUACAAACAACAAUCACUGAACUAACUACCCGUGGCGUAUCGCUAACCACAUGGCCAACCACUGAACAAAGAACAACCGGGGUGCUGUUAACAACCACUGUAACGCCAACCACCAAUGAUACGGCCUCCGGGUCACCAACAACAACCACCAAAGAACAAAAAAACACCUUGCCACCAACAACCAGUGACAAGUCAAUAACAACAGUACCACCAUCAACCGCUGACCAACCAACAGAGGUGCCGCUAACGACCACUGUAACACCAACUACUUUUAUACCAACAAAAGUAAAACCAACCACAGUAAAACCAACGGUGUCAUCAGUAACCUCUGAGCCAACUACCACACUACAAACAGCCAUCCAUGAACAAACAUCCCUACAACCAGAAACUACACACAAUACUUUCUCAGAAUUGCAGCAAAGAAAAGCACAGUUACUUCAAGAAAUUGAAAGACUCGAGAACCAGAUUGCUGCCUCCAACGCCACACUCACAGCUCUUCAAAAGACCAAUCAAGCCCUGCAACGAGUCAUUGAAGCCAUCGAGGAAGCCACUGGCAAUUCCGGAAGGAAGCGGCGAUCGCUUACUUACUCUAUCGAUCAAGAUGGCGACACUGUCACGGUCGAUCCAUACUGUGAGGUAAAUGAGGACAAUGCCGUCACUGGCAACCCAACAGAUCUGCUUCUUACAAUGAUCGAUGAUCUCUCCACCAAGCUGGCCAACCUCACAACCGACCAAAUCACUUGCUUCAAUCAACUCAUUGAGAAUUUCGCUACACUCAUAGAGAAUGGAACCUUUGUCAUUGAUUCCAGUGUAUUAGAUAACAUCACGGCCGCGGUAGAAGUAGCAAACAGCGUCGUGGGAGACCAAGUCCAGUCGGUUCAGUUGCUCGUCACUAUUUUGCAAGAGCAAAAACAAAAUAAAACGGAUGAGCUUGACCAAGUGGAGAGCCAACUAGCAGCAACAACAGCUAACAUAAGCAAAUUUUGCAUGUCUGUAUGUUCAUGUACAUUCAAGAGAAAAAGUCAACAUUCACAGUUUUAUAUGUGUUACUUCAUGUCGCCCAUAGAUGGCGCAGUAUUUAUUGCAUCUAAAGUAAAAGACAGAUGUCUGUUAUAUCAGUUGUUUCCAACUGGUGCGUUGCGACCCCCAAGUAGUUCAACUUCCUUGACCCACAUGGAGGAUUAUAAGAAGGAAAAUGGAAGGUUAACGUUGGGUGAUCGCGUAUAUGUCAGAGGCCCUCCAACAACCACCGAAUUACAUACAACGGUAACUAAGCUGCCCACCAAGGAAAAAGUAACUACACUGCCACCUAAUUCCACUAAACAACCAACGACUACAAUGCAGCCAAAACCACAGAAAACUACCGCAGUUAUAUCAACUACUGAGUUACCAAAAACCACUGAGCAAACAAUCAUAGCAUCAACAAUAACCACUGACUCACCAACGACAGAAAAUCAACGAACCACACAGUUACCAAAAACCACUGAACAAUUAACAACCAAAGUCUCGCUAACAACCACGGUGUCACCAACAACAAAAGUAGAACCAACCACACAACCAACAGCAACCACCGCACAACCAAUUACCACGAUGUCACAAACAACUACUGUGUCACCAACGAACUCUCAGCAACCAACAACCACUCAUAAGCAAAUAACUACAGUUUUACAAACUACUGUGUCACCAACUUCUGAGCAACCAACAUCCACUGAUGAGCCAACAACCACAGUUUUACAAACAAUCACUUUAUCUCCAACGACGUCUGAGCAUCCAACAAACACAGUGUCACCAACGACUGAGCAAACGAGUACCACUGAUGAACCAACAACCCCAGUAUUACAAACAACCACUGUGUUUUCAAACGACCACUGUGUCACCAACGACCUCAGAGCAACCAACAACCGCAGUUUUACAAACAACUGUAUUAUCGACCUCUAA